Arabidopsis arenosa is the source of this 1634-nucleotide messenger RNA. The record is from the annotation of a GenBank genome assembly. Lineage: Eukaryota; Viridiplantae; Streptophyta; Magnoliopsida; Brassicales; Brassicaceae.
AAAAUCAUUAUCUCUGCAACCACUUUUGUCAUUUUCUUUUUUGAUAUGUCGAAAAAUCGAGAAAAUGAGUUGGUGGUGGGCUGGCGCCAUCGGAGCUGCAAAGAAGAAACUAGACGACGAUGAGCCGACGCAAAGCUACGAAAGCGUCGCUCUCAUCAUCGGCGUUACUGGAAUCGUCGGAAACAGCUUGGCGGAGAUUCUCCCUCUUUCCGAUACUCCCGGCGGUCCCUGGAAAGUUUACGGCGUUGCUCGUCGUCCUCGACCCACCUGGAACGCCGAUCAUCCGAUCGAUUACAUCCAGUGCGAUGUCUCCGACGCUGAAGACGCAAGAUCCAAGCUUUCCCCUUUAACCGAUGUCACGCACGUGUUUUACGUGACCUGGACCAAUCGUGAAUCGGAGAGUGAAAACUGCGAGGCUAAUGGCUCGAUGCUUCGUAACGUUCUCCGAGCGAUUGUCCCAAACGCGCCAAAUCUCCGGCAUGUUUGUCUCCAGACAGGGACAAAGCACUACCUCGGCCCUUUCAGCAACGUUGACGGACCUCGUCAUGAUCCACCGUUCACUGAGGAUAUGCCGAGAUUGCAGAUCCAGAAUUUCUAUUAUACUCAAGAGGAUGUUCUGUUUGAAGAGAUCAAGAAGAUAGAAACCGUGACGUGGACUAUCCAUCGACCAAACACGAUCUUUGGAUUCUCUCCUUACAGUCUGAUGAACAUUGUUGGGACUCUUUGUGUCUAUGCAGCGAUCUGUAAGCAUGAAGGGUCUCCGUUGUUGUUUCCUGGGAGCAAGAAAGCUUGGGAAGGGUUCACGACGGCUUCAGACGCGGAUUUGAUUGCGGAGCAGCAGAUUUGGGCUGCGGUUGAUCCGUAUGCGAAGAACGAGGCGUUUAACUGCAACAAUGCUGAUAUCUUUAAGUGGAAACAUCUGUGGAAGAUUCUAGCUGAGCAAUUUGGGAUUGAGGAGUAUGGAUUUGAGGAAGGGAAGAAUUUGGGGUUGGUGGAGAUGAUGAAGGGGAAAGAGAGAGUGUGGGAGGAGAUGGUUAAGGAGAAUCAACUGCAGGAGAAGAAGCUUGAAGAAGUUGGUGUGUGGUGGUUUGUUGAUAUUAUACUUGGAGUUGAUGGAAUGAUUGAUAGUAUGAACAAGAGUAAGGAACAUGGCUUCCUUGGUUUCAGGAACUCCAACAACUCUUUUAUCUCGUGGAUUGAUAAGUACAAGGCGUUCAAGAUCGUGCCGUGAUUCCAAAUAUACUUGGAUGUUUUUCUCUGGUUUCAUGUUUAUGUUUCUCCCAAAAUCUCAGUUCGUUGGUGUCUGCUAAAAAAAUGAAAUAAGAGCAUUCACCCUUUUUCUGUUUUUGAAUAUUCCAUCUCUAGUCUUGUAAACCCUUUGUUUUUUCCGAAAAUUCUACUCUUUUGUGAUAGUUUUCACUUUUCAAAUAUUGUUGCAAGUUGUAAUGGAAAGAUAUUGGACAAUGGUGCUUUUGUCUUAAGGAGAAAUAGCUUUAAAGGCUGAUUCCGUAUUGUCCUAAACACACCAGAUUCUGUGUUUUGCAGUUGGAGUGUACUAGUACUCCCUUUGGUUCCAGAAGCGGUGUGUUUUUUGGUUGUCUUGUGAACGCAGUUAAUAAGGUACCAUGGUUAAA